Molecule: messenger RNA, 1092 nt
Organism: Symbiodinium necroappetens
Lineage: Eukaryota; Dinophyceae; Suessiales; Symbiodiniaceae
Source: the annotation of a GenBank genome assembly
AUGCUUCAGUGCACGUCCAUCGAAUGCCAGGUACAGUAUUCUCAUUGCGACGAGUCAGGAUGCAAAGAAGCUUUCGAAGUAGUGGACGAAGGCUUGCCGGAUGAUAUUCACGACUAUUUUGAGCGAGGCUUCGCGAGAAGCCAGAAAGUGCAGCUCGGAGGCCGUGAAAACAACUCGGAGGACUUCGAAGAGGAGCUCCACCAUGCCAAGAUGAGCUUGCGGCUUGCAUCGCUGCUCCCAGGGCAAAGUACAUCACACCCUCGCCCGCUGCAGUUCUUCGACGAGGAGCUGGGCGAUGGUGUGCAUCCUGCACGAGUUUUUGCUGGUGAGGGGGUGUUCCCUCCCGGCCGUGCCUGGUGCGACGUGGUGCUGUCAGAGUCAGAGGUCGACAUGAACAUAGAGUCGGUGCUGCUACCGCCACGUGGCGGUAGCUUGGACUUGCUGGCGCGUUCACAGAAGCCGACCCGUGUUGUGCUGCGCUGCAACGGCGAAGAGUUCGCGUCCUUCACUCCGAGUCCAUCCUUCAAGCUCUUCACGUUUUGCUGUCCGUCAGAGGUCCAUGUGAGAUCCAUCGAGGUGGUCUUGGAGGAUUGCGAGGCCUCUCUUCAGCUAAGCCCGAGCCAUGGGCUCCGAUUUGCUGGCAAGGAGGUGGGAAUGGCACUGUCCGUUCAUGGUCGGCCAGUGAUUGAGGAUGUGAAGGAUGUGGAGGAUUUGGCAGCCUUCACGUCGGCUUUAACGCUUCAGGCAGCACAGCUCGGUUGCUUGCAGCCCCUACCUCGUGGGCUCAGCUUCCGUGCCGAAAAGACAGUGUGUUUCGUCGCCUACGGCUGCACCGGUGCUGAGGAGAUUGAUGUUUACUUGAAUGGUCUCACCUUGCCCUGCGUGACAGACCUGCGGCUUGGAUGCGGUGCAAGGGAACGGCGCAUGUACCGGUAUGUGGUCGUUCCGGUGUCCUGCGAAAUCAGGAGUGUGGUAAUCCGCCUUCACCUUCACGGGCGUCCAGGUGCUGGUGUAAUCAUCGACCGCAGCUUUGGUGUCCGAGUGGUCGGGCAUGAUGCGCUGAGCAGCACGGUCCGCAACCAAGCGUGGUAA